This is a messenger RNA of Leopardus geoffroyi (Geoffroy's cat), 2116 nucleotides long. RefSeq names its product signaling threshold regulating transmembrane adaptor 1 (gene SIT1). NCBI's taxonomy places the organism in Eukaryota, Metazoa, Chordata, Mammalia, Carnivora, Felidae. Gene Ontology annotation, biological process: signal transduction; T cell homeostasis; regulation of T cell activation. The transcript has 5 exons. Gene Ontology annotation, cellular component: plasma membrane. The record is from RefSeq and is a predicted model, not a curated record. Gene Ontology annotation, molecular function: kinase binding. Bases 980 to 1516 code for a protein of 178 amino acids.
CCAAACCUUGAACCUAAGCCAAUUGGCACAGUCAAUGUAAACAGGUGGUUCAGGCCAGGUAUAAUAUAAUAAAUGGUCCUCAACUGAUCAUUGCCUUUAGGGAAUUUGGCCAGACAUAUCACUGACCUCUGGUCUAAGGAACUUGAAAUCCUUCUUCCCAUGUCAAUAGCAUCCCAUGUGGUUGGUCUGUAUCUGGGUAGGGCAGGUACUCUACUCCCUGAAGUGAACAAGUGCAAAGACAUGGCUCAGUUUCCCAGGAUAGUACUGGGGCAGAGGUUUCUUUAAUUCAACUAACUUUUGAGAUUGACAGUUCUUAGGGACAGUUUGGAUGAAGUGGGCCUGGAGCAGAGAAUUUAAAUUUCCUCUAUCCCCUAAACUAUUAUACCAGUAAUAAUAAGAAUGACAAUGGUGAUCUUAUCCCCUACAGUCAGCCUUAGGGUCUGGUGGGAUUGUAGGUAUCGGGAGGCCUCCCCGUCCCAUUCCUCUUUGCAGCAUGCUCGAUGAGGAAUACAUUCUCUUGCAUGGGUCUGAGUUGGAGAGAAAAGGCAGACACCUGCGGCAGAAGGGAAUCUCUGUCAUAAGGUGUGGCUUCCUUGUCUUGUUGGUCCUGCCUCAUGCUACUUUGUCCCUUGCGAGUCUUUAUGGGCUUACCUGCACAGCGGCACAGUAAUCUCAGGCCUGCUUCUCCUCUGGCCAAAGGGGGUACAGGGCCACAAAGAGUGGGGGCGGAAGCCUGGAAGCUGCUGGGUGGCGCAGGUGCAGGCACAGGGCGGUGUCUUUGUUCUUGCACUCAUUCAUCCCCUCCCCCUUCCUCCCCGGAAACCAGUGACUCUGCCACCACCAGUAUUGGAGAUGCUGAGCUGUGGGGGCCAGGCCCAGGGAGGGGUGAGAGUGAAGGGGCCUGCAGCGGCUAUCAGGUCAUAAACCAGGCUGACCCUUCGGCACAGGACUUGCAGACUUGGCUCCCACAUCAGCAGUCAUGAGGAGCAGAUGUGACAAUUACACUUCGGAUCAGCUAGUGCCCGGAAUCCCCUCCAUUGCCCAGGCCUGGGGACUAUGGGCCCUCUUAGGGGCUGCGAUGCUGCUGCUUCUCAUCUCACUGGCUGUGCACUUGUUCCGAUGGACUAGUGGCCGAAGCCAGAGCCACCCAGGACAGAGACGCCCUGGAGGGUCUGUGGAAGAGGUCCCUCUGUAUGGGAACCUGCAUUAUCUUCAGACUGGUCGGCUGUCUCAGGAACCAGGGCCAGAUCAGCAGGAUCCAACGCCUAGAGGCCCCAGCACGGCUGCAGAGGAAGUGAUGUGCUAUACCAGCCUGCAGUUGCGGCCUUCUCAGGGCCGUAUCCCCAGCCCUGGAACCCCCAUCAAGUACUCAGAGGUGGUGCUGGAUUCUGAGCCAAAGCCCCAGGCCUCAGGCCCUGAGCCUGAGCUCUACGCCUCAGUGUGUGCCCAGACCCGCAGAGCGCGGGCUUCCUUCCCAGACCAGGCUUAUGCCAAUAGCCAGCCUGCACCCAGCUGAGAUAGAGGGCCUGGCAGAGUGGGGCAAGCAUCGCCCCAGCCUCCAUUAGCCUACUGCUACCCUGUCCCUGGAAUGACUGUUUCCCAGCCGCCCCCCACCCCCACCCAAGACAUGCAGCCAUUGCCCAGUCACAGGAGGUAACGUUCCCCAAACUUCCUAUCUGAGCUAUGAGGGACACAUCUCAGGGGAAAAGUAGGUCCCCAGUUUCUUGGGGGAGGGAGGAAACAAAGGCAGUGGCCCCCUCUCCAUCCACCUCCCCCCAUCUAUUACUCUAAGGCCCCAAGCUCCUAGGUUCUCACUUCCUCCUCCUUGUGGAUUUUAACCAGAUCUUCUCCACUCCCGCUCCUUUAAAGUCUACCCCUAACACUUUAGUGUUCCCUCAGACACAGGAAGUGGGCAGUGGUGGAAAGGGGAACAGCCUGAGAGGACAAGGAUGGGUAUACUCCUCAGGAGCCCAUAGUCUGGAGGGAUCCUGGAAUCUAGUGACCUGAGGAACCCAAGCCUGGCUUCUUAUCUGAGAACACUGGCAGGAGAAUACCAGUCCACAUCCUGCUGCCUCUGUUGUGUCCCCAAGUUUUCAAAUAAAACUUCUACGUCUCA